AUGGUUGAUUCGGACACAGAACAAAUUAAUAACUUAGUUUAAGCAAUUUAAGACUGUGAAAAAACAUAGGAAAAUAUAGAAUGGGUAUACACCAUAACGGAAAAAGAUUAUGAUUUAAUCAAUCUUUUUAUCAUAGCAUUUAUGGAAUAGUUUGAAGAUAUCCAAAAAGCAAACUCAAUAUUAAUCGCUUUAAAGAAACUAAAUGAGUUCGCUCCAGACCAAGUUCUGCCUUAAAUGAGAGAAAAUGAAAAAUUCCCUAUUGCUAUUUCAUAAUAUAUCAUAAAGACUUAAAAAUUAGAAGAUUUAGUUGGAGAAGCAUUCUUACUUUUAAUUGAUAUUUUCUAAGUUUCUAGCUUUAAGUCAGUUACUAAUCAGGCUUUUAUUGAAAGACUAUUUGAUUUACUGCAAAUUAUCAAUGAUGAAGAAACUUUCCAUGCAAUCAUUAAAAUAUUUAUAAAUAUUUCAUAUGAAUAUAAAAGUCCAAAAGACAAUUUGGUAAUCAGAGUAGCAUCUUCUCAUUAAUAUUCAAGAUAUUUUAGUGAAACAAUUAUAAAAUUCUUAAAUAAAAAUGAAGAUGAUUUAAUCAUAAAAACUUUGCAAUUUAUUGAAGAUAUUUAUAAAGUACAAAGUGAUUUCUUCUACUCUCAUGAUUUUAAUGUAUUAAUUGAUGUUUGCAUUAGAGAGAUUAAUAACACUAACAAAGAAAAUUUAAGAGAAAAAUUCAUGGAAGUCUUACAUGUUUUAACUGAUACAGAUCAGUAUAAAAAGAAACAACCACGUAGAGAAUCCAUUUUUAGACUUGUUGAAACAAUGUAAUAUGCUACAGUUUCUGCAAAAUCUAAAAACAUUUCUAACGAACUUAAAGUCACUCUUGACAAAAUUUGA
Molecule: messenger RNA, 885 nt
Organism: Tetrahymena thermophila SB210
Lineage: Eukaryota; Ciliophora; Oligohymenophorea; Hymenostomatida; Tetrahymenidae
Exons: 3
Biological process (GO): endocytosis
Molecular function (GO): Arp2/3 complex binding
Source: RefSeq, a predicted model, not a curated record